GUGGUGGGAGAAGAACGCGGCUUCCAUUUUUUAGAGGCUGUUGAGAUUGUCACUCUCGCUCCCUCCUCCCAUGAUUCUUCUUUUCCAAUAACGACUCCGGUUUUUAAAAGAGCCAUGACCAACGGCAUUUCUUAACUCUCCUUUGCGCUUUCAUAAAGUACUUAAACGCUUCCCGAAAUUCGCUACUCUUGGACUCGCCCCUUGGGUCGAGGCGCUUUCGCCGCGCGCUUCCGGAGGGACGGCGAAACUACUCGUCCCGGCAGCCCCCGCGCGUGGGGUGACCGCCCCCUUCGCCUUCCUCAUCUUCUGAGCUUCGUGUGAGGCACGCCUGGCAGAGCCAUGCCGAAGGUGAAGAGCAAGACACGCUCUCGAAAGCAGCGCGGGGAAGGCAAAGGCCCUGUUGGCAUUAGGUUCAACACUGGACUUGGUCAACAUAUUUUGAAAAAUCCCCUGAUUGUUAACAGCAUUAUAGAAAAGGCUUCCUUGUACCCUACAGAUGUUGUUCUAGAAGUUGGUCCCGGAACUGGCAAUAUGACAGUGAAAAUGUUAGAAAAGGUGAAAAAGGUAAUUGCUUGCGAAGUUGAUGUAAAGCUUGCUGGUGAACUUCAGAAAAGAGUCCAGGGAACACAUUUGGCUAACAAACUUGAAAUAAAAAUUGGAGAUGUAUUGAAAAGUGACCUCCCUUUUUUUGAUGCUUGUGUAGCUAAUUUGCCUUAUCAAAUUUCUUCUCCCUUUGUUUUUAAGCUAUUGCUGCAUCGGCCUUUCUUCAGAUGCGCAAUACUCAUGUUUCAAAGAGAAUUUGCUCUUCGCUUAGUUGCAAAACCAGGCUCUCACCUAUACUGUAGGCUGUCUGUUAAUACUCAACUUUUAGCUCGUGUUGAUCAUCUAAUGAAAGUAGGAAAAAAUAAUUUUAAACCACCACCCAAAGUUGAAUCCAGUGUCGUGAGGAUAGAACCAAAGAACCCUCCACCACCAAUUAACUUUCAGGAGUGGGAUGGUCUACUAAGGAUAGUCUUUGUCAGGAAAAACAAGACACUUGCUGCAGUUUUUAAUUCAAAUGCUGUGAAACAGCUGCUGGAACAGAAUUACAGAAUUCACUGUUCACAAAAUAAUUUGCAAAUUCCUGAAAAUUUCAAUAUUGGUGAACUUAUACAUGAAAUCCUAAAAGAUACCGGUUAUUCAGAAAAACGUGCCCGAAUGAUGGAUAUCGAUGAUUUUAUCAGCAUUCUUCAUGGCUUCAAUGCAGAAGGGAUCCACUUUUCCUGAAGGAAGGAAUUACAUGAAACCUGUGAAGACUGAACUGUUAUAUUAAAAAAAAUUGUAAUAGAAUUUCAUUCACAGUGAAUGUAAGCCAACCAUUAGAUGGCUUUUGUCUAAUUUUUGCUUCUUUCGAUUUUAUUUGAUGAGGAACGUAGCCAUUUAUAGAUAUUAUUAAAGGGCAUCGGGAAAUGCAUCCCAUAGCAUCUACCUUCUCCCAAUAUGUGCUUCAUAUUCCAAGCUAAGUAUUGAUAUUGUUACUCGUAAAGAAUUUGUACAACUAAUGUAGAAGUUAGGUUUUUCUCUAAUGCCAAACCUGAGAUUCUCAGUUUUUUUAAAUGGCCAAAUGUUGUUGAUAUUGUGCAUUGCAAUAAUUAUUUUCUAUCAAGCUGACCAUUUCUAGUAAUUAGUAUCUAUAUUUAGAAGACUGCAGUGUAGUCUUAAACGCUGUACAAUAUUUUUCUCCAUACUCUGUAUUUCAUGUCAUGGUUGUGUGCGCACGCGCCUGCAUGCCUUUGAGUCAGUUUUUGACUCCUGGUGACUGC
Python bivittatus (Burmese python) is the source of this 1802-nucleotide messenger RNA. It is a transcript of the gene DIMT1, whose product is annotated as DIM1 rRNA methyltransferase and ribosome maturation factor. Gene Ontology annotation, molecular function: rRNA (adenine-N6,N6-)-dimethyltransferase activity. The record is from RefSeq and is a predicted model, not a curated record. NCBI's taxonomy places the organism in Eukaryota, Metazoa, Chordata, Lepidosauria, Squamata, Pythonidae. Gene Ontology annotation, biological process: rRNA methylation. Gene Ontology annotation, cellular component: nucleolus.